AUGGCGGCCAACCACUGGAACCCUGGGCUGCACAAAGAUGUCUCCUACCACCCAAAGGACCUGCUGCGAGGGGUCACCUCAAGGCGGCGCGCCAGUCUGGGCUCAGACGCUGCUCUGGAUGCAGACGCGGACCGCGACCCAGAGAUGCCUGUGGAUGACUACGAGGAGCUGUACAGGGUGGCACUGGAGCGCGCCAGCACAAUGGAUCGGCCGGGGGCAGAUGGCGGUGAGGGCAGCGGCUUCACAAAGCUGGACCUCAAGCGUCUGAGGCGCACCCACAGACAGCUCAUUGUCGACCGCGCGCUGCAGACAUCGGAUCAGGACAACGAGGCGUUCCUGCGCAAGUUCCAGGACCGAAUCAAGAGGGCUGGGGUGGAUGUGCCGACGGUGGAGGUGCGUGCGGAUGGGCUGAGCGUGGACAGCAGCGUCUACGUGGGCGGCAGAGCAGCCCCGACGCUCAUCAACGCCUACCGCAACUUCAUCGAGGACGUGCUGAUCCGGCUGCGGGUGAAGAAGACUGACAAGCGCCCCUUCAACAUCCUCAACAACGUCAACGCAGUGCUCAAGCCGGGUCGGCUGACAAUGCUGCUCGGGCCUCCAGGCGCAGGGAAGACGACGCUGCUAAAGACUCUGGCUGGAAAAUUGCAGAAGGAGCCAUCGCUCAAGGUGACAGGGCAGGUGACAUACAAUGGGGAGACCUUUGACAAGUUCUUCCCGGAGCGCACUGCAGCCUACGUGGACCAGGUGGACCUGCACGUCCCGGAGCUGACUGUACGCGAGACCUUCGACUUUGCCGCACGCGUCCAGGGCACCGGCCUCAAAGCAGACUUCCUGCGGCAGCUGGCGGAGGCCGAGCGCGCAGGCAGCAUCGAGCCAGACGCCGACAUCGACGCGUACCUGCAGGCAUCAGCGGUGACGGGGGCGCGGCACAACCCGGUCACCCACUACAUGAUGCGCGUGCUCGGCCUCGAGGUGUGCCAGGACACUGUGGUGGGCAACAACAUGAUCCGCGGCAUCAGUGGCGGCCAGAAGAAACGCGUCACCUCAGGGGAGAUGAUCGUGGGGCCCAAGUCAACGAUGUUCAUGGACGAGAUCAGCACCGGCCUCGACUCAUCCACCACAUAUCUCAUCGUCAAGUGCGCGCGCAACUUCGUCCACAUGUGCCAGGGCACCAUGCUGAUGGCGCUGCUGCAGCCGGCGCCGGAGGUGUAUGAGCUCUUCGACGAUGUCAUGCUGCUCAGCGAAGGUCACGUACUGUUCCAUGGACCGAUUGGAGAGGUGUUGCCAUUCUUCGAGGGCCUGGGAUUCCGACUGCCAGAGCGCAAGGGCAUCGCAGACUUCCUGCAGGAAGUCACCUCGCCCAAGGACCAGGAGCAAUACUGGGCGGAUCCCAGCCGUCCCUGGAGCUUUGUGCCAGUGGCCACCAUCGCAGAGGCCUAUGAGUCAUCACCGCGCGGCCGAGAGAACGCCGCCGAACUGGCGCGCAGCCGGCCCCCCACAGCAGACAGCAACUUCAGCUUUGCGAGAAUGUACGCGCUGUCUCCGGUGGGGGUGUUUGCCACGCUGUUCCUUCGCGAGGUCACGCUUAUGAAGCGACACAAAUUUGUCUACAUCUUCCGCACCGCCAUCACAGUGGUGAUGGGCUUCAUAGCGUCGACGCUCUUCAUCCGGCCGACGAUGCACCGCAACAACGUGGGGGACGCAUCACUCUACGCCGCUGUCAUGUUCUACUCCCUCGUGCACAUGCUCUUUGAUGGGUUGACUGAGAUGUCCAUCACGAUUGAAAUGCUGCCGGUCUUCUACAAACAGCGCGCCAACCUGUUCUACCCAGCGUGGGCCUUUGGGAUGCCCAUCACAAUUCUGCGGCUGCCCUAUUCGCUUGUGGAGUCCUUCAUCUGGUCCACUAUGCUCUACUGGAUCAUCGGCUUCGCACCAGACGCCGGCAGGUACUUCACGUUCUGGCUGCUGAACUUCCUGUGCCACCAAAUGGCCAUCGGGCUCUUCCGGCUGAUGGGCGCCAUCGGGCGGUCCCUGGUGGUUGCCUACACCAUCGCCUGGCUCAUCUUCCUCCUCCUCAUCCUCCUUUCCGGCUUCGUCCUCUCCAAAAACCGCAUCCCGGACUGGUACAUUGGCGGCUACUGGGCGCUGCCACUGCAAUGGCUGGUGUCGGCGGCACAAGCCAACGAAUUCUCAGACAGCCGCUGGGCCGUCCCUUACCAGUUCAACCCGAGCAUCACCAUAGGUCAGGCUGUGGCGCAGUCGUUAGACUUCCGCAUCAAGCGCGUGUGGGUGUGGGCCGGUAUUGCGGUCGUCAGCGCCUGGAUUGUGGGACUCAACCUGCUCACCAUCCUCGCCCUCAAGCUCUUCCCACGCAAGGGGAUGGUGCUGCCAUUUCAGCCCCUCAACAUGGCCUUCCACCACGUCAACUACUCCGUCGACCUGCCACCCGGGAGCAGUGCGACAGGUGACACGGUGGAGGGAGCCUCAAAGCCGCAGCUGACACUGCUGACGGACAUCAGCGGCGCGUUUCGGCCAGGCGUGCUCACCUGCCUCAUGGGCGUGUCGGGGGCCGGCAAGACCACGCUCAUGGACGUGCUGGCAUCGCGCAAGACAGGUGGCCUCGUCAGAGGGGACAUCACCGUGGACGGGCACCCUAAGGACGCAGCCACAUUUGCGCGUGUCUCCGGCUACGUCGAGCAGUUUGACAUCCAUUCUCCGGCCACGACGGUGCGCGAGGCGUUGAUGUACAGCGCGCAGCUGCGCCUGGUGUUGGAGCUGAUGGAGCUGACUCCUCUGCGCGGUGCGAUAGUGGGCGUGCCGGGUGUGAGCGGCCUCUCCGUGGAGCAGCGCAAGCGCCUGACCAUUGGCGUUGAACUUGUCGCCAACCCCUCCAUCGUCUUCAUGGAUGAGCCCACGUCGGGUCUGGAUGCGCGCGCGGCCGCAAUCGUGAUGCGGACGGUACGCAACACAGUCAACACCGGUCGCACCGUUGUCUGCACCAUCCACCAGCCAUCCAUCGACAUCUUUGAGUCUUUUGACGAGCUGCUGCUGCUGAAGCGCGGCGGGCGCACCAUCUACUUUGGACCCACGGGGGACCGCAGCGCUGAGCUUGUGAAUUACUUUGAAGGCAUCCGCGGAGUGCCACGCAUCGAGGAUGGCAUAAACCCCGCCACCUGGAUGCUCGAGGUGACUGCGAUGGCGUCAGAGGACAAGCUCGGAGUGGACUUCGCUGAUCUGUACGCCAACUCGGGUGUCGCCAGGAGCAACGAUGAGCUGGUGACGCAGCUGCAGGUGCCAGCGCCCGACUCGCAGCCGCUGCGGUUCGACAAGCGCUACCCGCGCUCCUUUUUGGAGCAGUUUUUGAUCAUAAUCCGCAAGAACUUCACGCUGUACUGGCGGCUGCCGGACUACAACGCGGUGCGGCUGUUCUUCACCUGCAUCUUCAGCCUCCUCAUUGGCUCCAUCUACUGGCGCAAGGGCAACAAAACGGACAACGCGGGCAAUAUGCAGAAUGUGUUGGGUGCGCUGCUGACGGCAGCCAUCUUCCUGGGCACCUCCAACGCGUCCACCGUGCAGCCAGUGGUCGACACUGAGCGAUCCGUCUUCUACCGGGAGCGCGCCGCGGGCUACUACAGCGAGCUACCGUUUGCUCUGGCGCAAACUCUGGUGGAGGUCCCCUACCUGCUCGUGCAAACCGUCCUCUACUCGUGCAUCACCUACUUCAUGAUCUACUUUGAGAUAAACGCCGCCAAGUUCUUCUGGUACCUCUUCUUCACGUUCCUGACGCUGUCCUUCUUCACCUACUAUGGCAUGAUGGCCGUUUCCAUCUCGCCCAAUGUCCAGGUGGCGGCCAUAAUAUCGUCGACCUUCUACUCUGCCUGGUUCCUGCUGGCCGGCUUCAUCAUCCCACGCCCCCGCAUCCCCGGCUGGUGGAUCUGGUUCCACUACCUGGACCCGCUGACGUACACGGUGGAGGGUCUGAUAGCAAGCCAGCUGGGGGACAUCCACGACCAGUUAAUCGCAUUUGAGGACGGCAGCACCGCAUCAGUCGCGCGCUACGUCGAGGUGCAGUACGGCUAUAAGCACAAUUUCAUCGGCUACGCGGUGCUUGUGCUCAUCGGCUUCAUCCUGCUCUUCCAGGCCAUCAAUGCCUUUGCACUCAAGAACUUCAACUUCCAGACCCGCUGA
Coccomyxa subellipsoidea C-169 is the source of this 4188-nucleotide messenger RNA. RefSeq names its product putative pleiotropic drug resistance protein 3. Lineage: Eukaryota; Viridiplantae; Chlorophyta; Trebouxiophyceae; Coccomyxaceae. Gene Ontology annotation, cellular component: membrane. The transcript is spliced from 39 exons. Gene Ontology annotation, molecular function: ATP hydrolysis activity; ATP binding; ABC-type transporter activity. The record is from RefSeq and is a predicted model, not a curated record. Bases 1 to 4188 code for a protein of 1395 amino acids.